AAAACCAAUGCGGUUGUGGGCUGACAUGUCAUUUGAGCUUAAAGAAGGACGGGGCAAACUUGAGACAGGAGUUGGGAAGGACUGACUUGGAGCUUGUGAGCUUUUUAAAGAAAUCAGUGGAGAUCCCUGAGAGCUGUGUGUGGUUGGGGGUGUGUUCCUGUGUAUUUGGGCGAAAGCCAUAGGAACUUUACUUCCAUAGCGUGAUCCUACAGCUGCCAGUCAGUCAUCAGGCGUUUGUGUCAACAGGAAGAAUGCUAGAACAUUGCCUCACAUUUGGUCGCUCCCUUGUGAGGAGGAAGAAUGUGGACCAGGGCUGUCUGGAGGAGUCCAAGCUGUGCCGCUGCCUCUCCACUGUUGAUCUCAUUGCUCUGGGGGUUGGAAGCACACUGGGGGCCGGUGUCUAUGUGCUUGCUGGAGAGGUGGCCAAAGGCAGUUCUGGUCCCAGCAUCGUGGUGUCCUUCCUCAUCGCUGCAUUAGCAUCUGUGAUGGCUGGUUUGUGCUAUGCUGAGUUUGGUGCCCGGGUACCCAAAACGGGCUCUGCAUAUCUGUACAGCUAUGUGACGGUAGGGGAGCUCUGGGCCUUCAUCACCGGUUGGAACCUCAUUCUGUCAUACGUCAUAGGCACCUCCAGUGUGGCACGUGCCUGGAGUGGAACAUUUGAUGAGAUUAUAGGGGGUCACAUUGAAAAGUUCUGCAAAAUGUACUUCAAAAUGAGUUUGCCGGGCCUGGCAGAGUAUCCGGAUUUCUUUGCUGUUUGCCUGAUCUUACUUCUGUCAGGUCUUCUCUCCUUCGGAGUGAAGGAAUCAGCCUGGGUCAACAAAAUCUUCACAGCUGUAAACGUGCUUGUGCUCAUGUUCGUUAUCAUCUCUGGAUUUGUCAAAGGAGACUCUCUUAAUUGGAACAUAUCAGAGGAAUCACUCAUAAAUAUCACAGUUGUCAAAAGAAACAUCUCAAGUGCUGCUAAUGUCACCAGCGAUUAUGGGGCGGGAGGCUUUUUUCCGUAUGGAUUUGGCGGGACACUGGCUGGUGCGGCUACAUGCUUUUAUGCCUUUGUGGGAUUCGACUGUAUUGCAACCACAGGUGAAGAGGUGAAGAAUCCCCAGAGGGCCAUUCCCAUUGGUAUAGUGGUUUCCCUUCUGGUCUGCUUCCUUGCCUACUUUGGUGUUUCAGCAGCCCUCACCCUCAUGAUGCCCUACUAUCUGCUGGAUGAGAAGAGCCCUCUACCUUUGGCUUUUGAAUAUGUAGGCUGGGGGCCUGCGAAAUAUGUAGUUGCAGCGGGAUCGCUUUGUGCUCUUUCAACCAGUCUGCUGGGCUCCAUUUUCCCAAUGCCGCGUGUAAUCUAUGCUAUGGCACAGGAUGGGGUGCUUUUCAAAGUGUUAGCCCAAAUCAAUCCUAAGACGAAGACCCCUCUUAUUGCAACAAUGUCUUCAGGUGUAGUUGCAGCUAUCAUGGCUUUUCUGUUCGACUUGAAAGCGCUGGUGGAUAUGAUGUCUAUUGGAACAUUGCUGGCUUAUUCCCUUGUGGCUGCUUGUGUUCUUAUACUCAGAUAUCAGCCAGAUGCUUCGUUUGAGAGGUCUAGGAUCAGUGAAGGGAAGGAGGAGGUCGGCGAGUCUGAACUGACAGAGUCUGAGUCUCAUCUGAACAUGCUGAAGGAUGGAGGAGUAACGCUGCGCUCUCUGCUCCAUCCUCCCCUGCUGCCCACUGAAAACACCUCCAGUGUGGUCAACGUGUCUGUGAUCAUCACAGUGCUGGUUGUGUGUGUUGUGAGCACACUGAACACAUACUAUGGACAGGCCAUUAUUGCAAUGGAGCUUUGGGCACUGGGAGUUUUAGCCGCAUCGCUGUUCAUCUUCAUCAUAUGUGUCCUUCUUAUUUGUAGACAACCUCAAACGAGGAAGAAAGUUUCUUUUAUGGUUCCUCUUUUGCCCUUUCUCCCCAUCUUGAGUAUAUUUGUCAAUGUGUACCUCAUGGUUCAGCUCAGCGGAGACACGUGGAUCCGUUUCUCCAUCUGGAUGGCCAUAGGUUUUCUUAUCUAUUUCGGCUAUGGAAUGUGGCACAGUGAUGAACGCAAGCGGCAUCUGCAGAACUGUGCUGUCGCGACAGAGAAAAAGACACUGACCGGAACUGAAGGUUUUGUGGAGAACAAGACACACACAGAGAAGACCAGCCCAUGUUAAAGAGCAGAAGACCAACUCUCACUUUAACUAUAGCUGUUAUUCACAGCGUUGACCAGCCGGCUGACAGACGUAAGCUCGGUGUUUUCAGUCACUGCCGUCAUGAACAAUUACUGAAACACUUCUCACUGCUGAUGCGAGCUUAUAAUGUAGUACAGUAGGUAAUUAGGGGAGUACGAUCUGACAAAUCCAAUGCUUCGAUUAUAUAAAUGAUCCUAAAUAUAAUGGAAAUCAAUAUAAACUGCAUUUGACUUAUAUUCAUGGUAGUUUAAGAUAAUAAUGAAUAGUGACCAAAUGAUUUUUGUACUUGAAUUUCUCAUCGCAAUAUUAAGACAUUUUUUAAAUAGCAUUGAAGGGUUGUCAAAUAUUUACAAUCCCUGGAAGACAAACCUCAGUGUGUGAGCGAUUUGAUUUCAGUGUUUGGAUGAGAAAGGGAAAGCUUGUGGCUUUUUUCCAUUACAAAAAAGUAUUAUGAUUUCUGCAGUCAGUCUCUCAAGAUUACUUCCAUUGUAAAAGUAAAAAAACAAUAAUAAUAUGUUUUUUACAGUAUUCUUAGUUGGGACAAAUGUGUAAUAAAGUUUCCUUAUUGAAUACUGUGGGAUAUUAACACUAAAAAUAUCUGUAAAUGGACAGUUUUCCAUAUUUUGUGAUUCAUGUCUCCCACACACACACACUUAUUUAUGCUUUUUAAUUGCAUUAUUGGACCUUGAUCUUUCCUCCAAAAGAUUUUGAUGAAAAUUUUACAAUAAAAAGUCAGUAAAAGUCACUUUGGUAAACUGUAGAAUUGAAUUUUCAACAUAAAAAGUGGACAGAGCAGAGAUAAAACUCCCAUAAUGCAAUUCACAACCGUAAACAAACGGAAAACAACAGAUAAUUAAUUAACAGAUAUUUUUUUCAGUGCAGAUAAUGGUCUAACUUUGUUUUAGAAUUAAUUCUAUUGACUACAUCUUUCUGAAUGUACCAGAGAUGUUAAGCUGCUCAGAUAACACUAUUUCAUGCUUUCUGGUAUUGAACACUAGUUCCUUAUUUUUACCCAGUUACAUGUAUUAGCACUGAAUGUUUGACAGGACAUUCUACAGUAUUCAUACAGUAGGUCACUCUGUUGUUUAACAACCAAAAGGUUUGAAGACGUUGAAGAGGACAUGUUAUCAGUGUUUUGUCUUGUACAGUUUCGUUUAUUCACUUUGAUUUCUUUCUAUAUUUGUUUACUUCACAGAGAGACUUUCAUUUUGUUUUUGACGAAUAAUAAUCGUUUGCUGUCGUCGUUAGAAACAAUCUGUUUAAUUCGUUUAAUGAUGGAAAGUGUUUCUUCUGCUAACUAAUGCUCUUCUGUGGUGGCACUAAUGCAUGAAUGUAUUAGUUUCUUUACAUUUGCUUGUGUAUAGUUGUUUUAAACUUUUUUAGUGAUGGAAGUAAAGUGUGGAUUACGCCAUUGUCCUAACAUUGCAGAGUGGUUUCAUACAAAGCAAUAAAAGAUUUCUUUUUUUAAACAAA
Danio aesculapii is the source of this 3668-nucleotide messenger RNA. RefSeq names its product solute carrier family 7 member 2 (gene slc7a2). Lineage: Eukaryota; Metazoa; Chordata; Actinopteri; Cypriniformes; Danionidae. Gene Ontology annotation, biological process: transmembrane transport; amino acid transport. Gene Ontology annotation, molecular function: amino acid transmembrane transporter activity. Bases 252 to 2177 code for a protein of 641 amino acids. The record is from RefSeq and is a predicted model, not a curated record. The transcript has 12 exons. Gene Ontology annotation, cellular component: plasma membrane.